UUUUCCCGUUUCUUUUUUGUUUUGGUGACAUUUUCUAAACUAUGGAUUCUCUUUCCAUGCUAUCUCCAUCAAAAAUGAUGGCGUUCCUCCAGAACCGGUCCAUCUCCCUGGUGGAUAUGUACAUCGACAACUCGGAGCCAUCGGAGAACGUCGGCCAGAUCCACUUCUCUUUGGAGUACGACUUCCAGAACACCACUUUGAUACUGAGAAUCAUUCAGGGCAAGGAGCUCCCAGCCAAAGACUUGAGCGGGACCUCAGAUCCUUACGUCAGGGUGACGCUGCUCCCCGACAAAAAGCAUCGUCUGGAGACCAAGAUCAAGAGGCGAACGCUGAACCCCAGGUGGAAUGAGACCUUCUACUUCGAGGGGUUCCCUAUUCAGAAGCUGCAGAGUCGGGUGCUGCACCUCCAUGUGUUUGAUUACGACCGAUUUUCGAGGGACGACUCCAUCGGAGAAGUGUUCCUGCCUUUAUGUCAGGUGGACCUAAGCGAGAAGCCGUCCUUCUGGAAGGCCCUGAAGCCCCCAGCGAAGGACAAGUGCGGCGAGCUGCUGACCUCGCUCUGCUACCAUCCCAGCAACAGUGUGCUGACGCUGACCCUGCUGAAGGCUAGGAACCUGAAGGCCAAGGACAUUAACGGGAAGUCUGAUCCCUACGUAAAAGUGUGGCUACAGUUCGGCGACAAACGCAUUGAGAAGCGCAAGACGGCCAUCUUCAAGUGUACCCUGAACCCGGUGUUCAACGACUCCUUCUCCUUCAACGUACCCUGGGAGAAGAUCAGGGAGUGUUCCCUGGACGUCCAGGUCAUGGACUUCGACAAUAUUGGCAGGAACGAGCUGAUCGGCCGGAUACUCCUAGCUGGCAAAAACGGCUCCGGCGCCACCGAGACGAAGCACUGGCAGGACAUGAUAACCAAGCCACGGCAGACCAUCGUGCAAUGGCACCGCCUGAAGCCAGAGUAAUUUAUUGUUAUAAAAAAGAGAAAUUAACAAAAAAAAGUUAAUACAAAACGUCAUAAGACUGAGCGGUUAAAAGAAAAAAUCGAAAUGGCAAGGAAAAAAAGAGAAUCUCCACUCUGAGUCUACUUUUGGACAAUUUUUAAUCC
Messenger RNA from Ostrinia furnacalis (Asian corn borer), 1102 nucleotides. It is a transcript of the gene Syt7, whose product is annotated as Synaptotagmin 7. The transcript has 7 exons. Gene Ontology annotation, cellular component: axon; exocytic vesicle; plasma membrane. Gene Ontology annotation, molecular function: phosphatidylserine binding; SNARE binding; calcium-dependent phospholipid binding. Bases 42 to 959 code for a protein of 305 amino acids. Gene Ontology annotation, biological process: calcium ion-regulated exocytosis of neurotransmitter; vesicle fusion. The record is from RefSeq and is a predicted model, not a curated record. Lineage: Eukaryota; Metazoa; Arthropoda; Insecta; Lepidoptera; Crambidae.